AUGAAGGAUCAUGGCCGAAAUAAGCAUUCAAUGAAACGGGUGGAUGACAACCAGUUAUUCCAGGCUGUACGGCUGCAGACAUGGUUUCGAGAUGGAAAGGAGCGAUAUUGGGUUGUGGAUGAGAGUAGACAGGCUGAAGGAAUGCAAGCGACGCAUCAAUUGAUACGCGACGUUGGAGAGCAGUCUAGCGAUGAUGUUAGUGAGGAAGAGCAAGCCAGCAACCAGGAAGGCGAUGCUGAGGACCAGAUCAUACGCGACAUCGAGCAGUGGAAGGAGGCAGCACAGGAGCGCAGGUUGACACUGCUAGCCAAGCCCGCGGCUGAUGAGCUAGACCCAUGGCUACGAUACACUGGGUGGAACGAGGUUCUUCAGGAGUCACAGGUUGAUAUUAUCCAGACGUACAAAUACGCGCGUGAGCCAGAGGAGAAGGAGACCAAAUUACAACGACUGUUACGUGCAUGGGAUCGGAUUCUUGAACGCUGUCUUGAUACGCUAGCAAAUAUGGACCACAAGGAUGUACUAAAGUGGUGGGCAUCACCAAAGAAUGAGGUUGCGAGCCAGCAUCCAUUCGAGCUUCACCAGAGCGUUCAGUCGGUUCAUAAGUGUAGUGCAGUAUGGCAGAGGUUCAUCUGUUACAUGAUGAGGACGGCGACAGUUGACUGGGAGGAUGAUACAGGUAUGUGGAUGGUUACUAUGGUGGUUACUAUGGAAGAGGCAAACCCAUCUGCGCAAAGCGCACGGCGUCAACGAGUGUGGAGGGUUGGGUGA
This is a messenger RNA of Pseudogymnoascus destructans, 768 nucleotides long. RefSeq lists its product as uncharacterized. The record is from RefSeq and is a predicted model, not a curated record. NCBI's taxonomy places the organism in Eukaryota, Fungi, Ascomycota, Leotiomycetes, Thelebolales, Thelebolaceae. The transcript has 2 exons. The coding region runs from base 1 to 768 and encodes 255 amino acids.